Molecule: messenger RNA, 4167 nt
Organism: Polistes dominula (European paper wasp)
Lineage: Eukaryota; Metazoa; Arthropoda; Insecta; Hymenoptera; Vespidae
Product: sorting nexin-13
Cellular component (GO): early endosome
Molecular function (GO): phosphatidylinositol binding
Source: RefSeq, a predicted model, not a curated record
UAUCUAUGUUAUCUAUGUAUUUGGUAAUAAGAAAAAUUGAAAAUUUUUUUAACAAAAUUCAAUGGGAACAAAAAUGAGCAUAAAUAAAAGAUGGGCCUGCGAACAAUUACAAUAACGGUUUAUUAUUUCAGUGCGGGAAACGUGUUCAGCGUUCAAAAACAAAAAAAGAAACAGAAGAGAAGGAAGAAAAAGAAGAAGAAGAAGUAAAUAAUUGAUACAGGAUCCCUAGACUACGUUUAUCGGUUGCGCGCAUGUGUCUCGAGUCUGUUUUAACAGUCGAAAUCGAGAUUCGUUUGAUAUCGUAUCCUAUCAUAAUAUUAUUAUGUUGUGUAGCGGCGCUCUUAACCGCUUUGUUUUUUUUCUUUCGAGUUAGAAGCAUGUUAAACGUAUCGUAUUGUGGAUUAAUAAUCUUUUAUAAAGAUAUAAACAAAUUGCUAUAUAGGUGACUAAUUUGUACAAUGAUCCGUAGAAGAUAUGCAAUAUGUACGUAAAUACACUAAAAGGAAUUUAUCGGAGUCUUCUAAGAUGAAUGUUCGGCUGUAUGGAAUAGCUGGAGCCAUUACAAUACUUUUGAUUGCCAUUUUUGGUCUAGGCGUGAUAGUUAAAAUUUUUAUUUUUUUGCUUGUUUUAAUACUAGGAAUAAUGAUUUAUGUAAAUAAAAUAACUACUCUUAGCGAUAAAAAUUCUCUAAUAUCAGAGCGGGAGGAGAUAAUCAAAAAGACUGAUCAAUUUCGGCAGUAUAUUUUUAAUUUAUCCAAGGAAAAGAUUACUUUUACAUUAGAUAGAAGAAUAACUGGCAGCUCUAUUAUUGAUGAAUCUUUGCAAGAAAUUUUAGACUUUAUCAUCAGAGAUUAUGUGCAAAGUUGGUACGGCUCUAUUACAGACGAUAAAGAAUUUCUCUAUUCAGUUCGCAAUAAUGCUCAAAAAAUUGCCAUCAAUAUAGCAAAUCGGAUAAAAGCCGUCGACUGGAUACCGUAUUUAACUACGCGUCUUGUUGAUGAUGCUGCUUCGCAUAUGAGACUGUAUCGUCAAGCUCGAGUAAGGAUUAAAGAACUUAGAGCGCAAAAAUUAUAUAAAGGCAGCGCUAGCUCUAGUACUUCAGGUGGAACACCGAAAAAAGUGCCCACACAUAGGCGGAACAAAAGUGAAACAGAUAUAUCUUGGUACACACAGUCUAAAUUUUACACUCCUAACUUAUCGUCUCUCAUCGAACCUAUCGAAUUUGGAGAUCAAGGCGAGGAGGAAUCUUUAGAGAAAAUAUUCUUCGACCUUGAAGUACAAAUGGAAAAUAAUUUGAUAUGUAGAGACGUUGUAUGCACAAACAAAUCUCAGGAGAAAGAAUUAUUAUGCGAAAUAUCGGAAGGUCUCUUAUAUUUAAUAUUGCCAAUGGAAGAUUACAAUUGUUUAACUGUAAGAUAUUUUUUAAAAGAAUUAUUAGCGAAUGCCAUAAUUAGACCAUUAUUGAAUCUAUUCUCUGACCCUGAUUACAUUAAUCAGGCAUUUAUACGGCUGUGUAGUAAAGAAAGUGGAUUACCAAGUGAUAUCUUUCUAACGGUAAUUAGAAUGACCGAUAAUUUGGAAGAAUUAGUGGCAACUAAAAAUAUUAUUUCUAAGGAAAUAGCACAUCUGCGUUCAAAAGAUUUAACUGGAGAUGAUGAUUUGUCAGCUAAGCAACGAUUAAAUAGUUUACUUUAUUUUAAAAAAAUUUUGGAUGCAAGGAUUGUUGGAAUGCAAGAAGGUUUAGAAUCAGAGGUAGAUGGAAUUGGCACUCAACCAGAAUGGAAUAGAUUAAUUGUUCCUGGUCAAAAAUUAGUUAAUUUGCCAUUAGAUGAAUUGUUAAAGAAUAAUAUUGCACUUAGUUAUUUUAUCGAUUAUAUGACUUCUAUAAAUGCCGAGGCAUAUUUGUACUUUUAUUUAAAUAUAUACGGUUGGAGAGUAUCAGCGGAGCAACAAAUAGCAGAUAUUCACUUACAAAAACUACAAUCUGGUCCUUCGACCUCAAAUAUUGCCACUACUAAACGUAAAAAUAUAGAUCUAGAAAAUUUAAAAGAGGCUGCUUUAAAAAUUCAUCAACAGUAUUUAAGCGAUAAAGCGUCAUCUAAGUUACAGUUGGAUGAUGUAUUAGUAAAAAAUUUAGUAAUUAAAAUAAAAACCGAAACUGUUAAGGAAGUCUGGUUUGAUGAUCUUUUAGUUUGUUGUUACGAAAAGUUACAGAACGAAGAUAGGUUUUUACCUAGUUUUAAAAAAUCACUUGCCUAUGUCAAGCUUCUUGCUGAAUUAGAUUUGCUGAAAGAUCCAACCUCCGAGGAUGAUACUAAAUCUUUAAAAAGUAUAAAUAUAACCAGCGUCAAUGACGAAUUAAGCACAUUGCCAAAUUUAACGGAAAGCUAUGAUAACAAUGAAACGAAUAUAACAGCAAGAAAAGAAAACAAAUUGAAGUCAAAUUCUUCGUUAAAUUUGGCAGGUACCGUUGAAUCAAGCGAAUUUAAGUUGUGCAGCAAUAUAGAAAAAAAAUCUUUAAGUAAUACGAAAGAUAUGAAAAAUAUUCAGAAGGAAUCAAGCAUAGAUUUGGAUCAAAUUAAUGAAGGAAAAGAUGCAGCUUUUUAUUUAGAUUCAAACUCAGAUAAAAGUAUUAUGUUGGAUGAAAAUAAUUGUGAUUUAACUGUUAUUAAAAAAUUACAGCAAGGUCGAUUUGAAAUUACUGCCAAAAUAAUUGAAACUGGUAUUGUUAGCGAUCGUGGGAAAACGUAUGGCAUAUAUGCCGUCGCUGUUACCAAAUGUUACGAUUCGGGUUAUCAAGAGAAAUGGCACAUUUAUAGAAGAUAUUCUGAUUUCUAUGACCUGUAUCAAAAGAUAAAAGAAAAGUAUUAUGAUUUGGCCAAAAUUCCAUUUCCUGCCAAGAAAGCUUUUCAUAACAUGGAAAGAACUGUGUUAGAAAAAAGAAUGUUAAUGCUAAAUACUUGGCUGCAUCAACUAACAAAGCCAACAGUCGUCGAUGGCCACAUGGGUUUACAAAAUCUUUUAUUAGCAUUUUUAGAACAAGGAGAUUACGACAAAGGUGUUACUGGAGGUCAAAUCUCACGAACGUUAGAUAAUUUAAUGAAUCCUUUAAAAACAUCUAUGAAGAAUGUGACGCAAGCAGUUAAGACUAUGCCAGAUAAUAUGUUAAGUACGGUAGAUGGUGUUAUGGAUAAUAUAAGUAAAUUUUUUGGCAAUCCAAAAAAAACGAAUGUAUUUUAUGAACACGCUAAAGUUGGUGCUAGCUUGGACGUAGAAACUAACGAUAAUAUUCCAUUGAGGAUAAUGUUAUUAUUAAUGGAUGAGAUUUUCGAUUUAAAAGUAAGAAAUCAGUGGUUAAGACGACGAAUCAUAACUUUAUUAAGACAAAUUAUUCGUACUAUGUUUGGUGAUAUUGUGAAUAGAAGAAUAAUAGAAUAUGUUUCAUUCAUGACUAGUCCCACAAAAGUAGCCGGAUAUUUACGAUUUAUUAAGAAUAGUUUAUGGCCGAAUGGUAUUAAAGCAGAAAAUAAACCUAAUCGAGAUUCGGAAACAAGAAAUAGAACUCGAGUGAUAGCCAAAGUAGCAUUGCUCUCUUGUUUUUCAGAUGAUUUAAAGCAUAUCAUAGGUAGCGAAACAACAAGACAUGGGCUUCUAAGGGUGUUUGAAUUAUUUCAACAACCUGUAUUAAAUAGAAGAUUAUUAUAUGUAUUACUCGAAGGAAUUUUAGAAACAUUAUUUCCAAAAAAUAAUUUAGGAGAUACGUUUAAAAAAGUCUACUCUACAUCUUCUCGUUUGAAGGAUAAUAAAACGAAAACGUAACGGGUUUAAGGAUGAGAAAAAGAUCCAGAUCUUUUGAAAGUGAAAUUAAAUAAUUGAGACGCAAUCGUAUCUAAUUUGGACUCGAUAAAAAUGUUUUGCAUUAACAAAUAAUGAACUUGAAAUAAAAUGAAAAUGAAAUUACACACUUUCUAGAAUGGAUCUUCAAUAAUAAUCUAAUAUAUUUAUAUAUCAGUUACAAUAUAUUGGCUAAGACCAAUUUAAUAUUUAAGAUAGAUAAAUUGAAACAUACGUUAUGGUUUCUAUAAAUUAUCUCAGUAUCGCGUUGUAUUAAUUUAUAUAUUUGAUUUUUUCUUUGUUCGUUUUGGUUUUUUUUUUGCGUAUAUUUUU